AUGAGAGAAAACAAACUACCUCACCUUUUUCAAACAAGAGGGAGGAGCAAAAAUCAGUGAACUUUUACAGUAGAACCUGGCAGCCUGUGAUGAUCCUGCCAAAGGCAAACUUCAAUGAGUCACAGAAUUUCCUUUCUGGUGAAUUGAGUGCCGCUUUUGCUUUUCUCAGAUUCCAAAUGAGAGUAUACAUUUUUCUUUGUUUGAUGUGCUGCGUAAGAUCUGAGAAUAAAAGACCAUGCCUUGAAUUCUCUCAGCUAAGUGUAAAGGAUUCCUUCAGAGAUUUAUUUAUUCCGAGAAUAGAGACAAUUCUGAUGAUGUAUACAAGGAACAACCUAAAUUGUGCUGAGCCACUGUUUGAACACAAUAACUCACUUAAUGUUAAUUUCGACACAAAAAAGAAAACAGUCUGGCUUAUUCAUGGAUAUAGACCAGUGGGCUCCAUCCCAUCAUGGCUUCAGAACUUCCUAAGGAUUUUGCUGAAUGAAGAAGAUAUGAAUGUAAUUGUAGUAGACUGGAACCGGGGUGCUACAACUUUUAUUUAUAGUAGAGCAGUUAAAAACACCAGAAAAGUUGCUGUAAGUUUGAGUGGGUACAUUAAAAAUCUUUUGAAGCAUGGUGCAUCUCUUGACAAUUUUCAUUUCAUAGGUGUGAGCUUAGGGGCUCAUAUCAGUGGAUUUGUUGGAAAAAUAUUUCAUGGUCAACUUGGAAGAAUAACAGGUCUUGACCCUGCCGGGCCAAGGUUCUCCAGAAAGCCACCAUAUGGCAGAUUAGAUUACACUGAUGCAAAGUUUGUGGAUGUCAUCCAUUCUGACUCCAAUGGUUUAGGCAUUCAAGAGCCCUUGGGCCACAUAGAUUUUUAUCCAAAUGGAGGAAAUAAACAACCCGGCUGUCCUAAAUCAAUUUUCUCAGGAAUUGAAUUCAUUAAAUGCAACCACCAGAGAGCAGUUCACUUGUUCAUGGCAUCUUUGGAAACAAACUGCAAUUUUAUUUCAUUUCCUUGUCAAUCAUACAAAGAUUACAAGACUAGCUUAUGUGUGGACUGUGGCAGUUUUAUCAAUAAAUCAUGCCCUUGGCUGGGUUAUCAAGCCAAGCUAUUUAAAGAUGUUUUAAAAGAACGAAUGGAAGAAAGACCACUUAGGACCACUGUGUUUUUGGAUACUAGUGGCACAUAUCCAUUCUGUACCUAUUAUUUUGUUCUCAGUAUAAUUGUUCUGGAUAAAACUAUGACAGAUGGCUCUUUUUCAUUUAAAUUAUUAAACCAGCUUGGAAUAAUUGAAGAGUCAAGGCUUUAUGAAAAGAACCCACCAUUUUAUAAACUUCAGGAAGUCAAGAUUCUUGCUCAAUUUUACAAUGACUUUGUAAAUAUUUCAAGCAUUGGUUUGACAUAUUUCCAGAACUCAAAUCUCCAGUGUUCCACAUGCACAUACAAGAUCCAGAGUCUCAUGUUAAAAUCACUUACAUAUCCAGAAAGACCACCACUUUGCAGGUAUAAUAUUGAACUUAAAGAAAGAGAGGAAGUAUUUCUUAAUCCAAACACAUGUACACCAAAGAAAACAUAAAAUGCUGUCUUUCAUCAAAUACACUUGUUUGUGAAUUAAUGGACUUGUAAAUAAUGCAAUUAGUUUUUCUUUUAUAAUGCACUGUUCAAUUUGAGAUUCAGAUAUUUCUAUUUCUUGAAAAAAAUUUAAGAAUCAAAAAUAAAGAAAUAACGCAUACAGUUAAACAUUC
Messenger RNA from Callithrix jacchus (white-tufted-ear marmoset), 1728 nucleotides. Lineage: Eukaryota; Metazoa; Chordata; Mammalia; Primates; Cebidae. The record is from RefSeq and is a predicted model, not a curated record.